UCUUUGUCUCAGAAUGUUUGUGUGUGUUUAAAAGAGAAAGAGGAAAGGGAAGAAAGGAAAGAGAGAGAGAGAAAGAGUUACUGAUGUGUGUGUACGUGUGUUUGUGCGAUAUUCUUGUGUGGACACACCUUUGCUUGUUUUUGGACAACAAAAACGGUUGCAUAAUUCUCUUUUUAUGAUUACUGCUUUCAAGUCCGGAGACAAAGACACUCUCAGAUCCGCCAGGGCAUACCUGAACCGGGGCGUGAGAGCAGCCAAGCGUGCCUAUGGACAGAAAAUUCAAUCCCACUUCAUAGACACAAAAGACCCCAGGUGCCUGCGGUAAGAUCGACUACAGGUCCGGGCCAUCCUCAACGUGCGAGGACAACACUGACUUCAACAGACUCAACAUCUAAUUCAGCCGGUUUGAGAAAAACAACACGCCAACAAAAGCCCCUCCCGGCCCAGUCAACGAGAUACCUCAUCCUGACCCAGCUGACAUGGAGGACCCUGCUCAAGGUCAAACUGAGAAAAGCUGCAGAUGAGAGGCUACGUGAGACAACCAGGGACCAAAGAUGGACUCAAACCCCAGCUGAGAAAAAUCCACAAUCCUCCAAUGUCUCUCAACUCAACCAUGCCCAGCAGACACCAUGUAAUGACCAGAAUCAGGAGCCAGGAAGAGGAAUGGGGAGAACUUCACUGUUGUCUGACUCCUCCACAUCAACAGACCCCUCAGACACUGAACUGAGACUGGUGUUGGUAGGCAGAAGAGGGGCAGGCAAAAGUGCAACAGGAAACACCAUAUUGGGUAGAAAGCAUUUCCGCUCACAGCUCAGUGCAAGCUUAGUGACCAGAGCAUGUGAGAGAGUGCGUGCCACUGUGCGAGGCAGAAAUCUGAUGGUGGUGGACACACCCGGUUUCUCCAACCCUGUGCUAUCCCAGGAUGCCAUUGAACAGGAAGUGCAGAGAUGUCGUGAGCUGUGUUCACCCGGUCCUCAUGCAGUCCUGCUGAUCGUUCCUCUGGGGCGCCUCACAGAAGAGGAACGCAAGGCCAUCGACACAAUCCAGCAACUCUUCAGUAAUGAAGUACCCAGUUGCACCAUACUUGUCUUCACCCAUGCUGACAUGCUGAGGGGAGAGUCCAUCAAAGAUUUCAUUUCCAGACAGAGUCAGAGCAUCCAGGAGCUGGUAGAGAGGUUCAGUCACCGCUUUGUAGCCAUCAACAACAGAGACCCUGAAGAUGGAAGCCAAGUGGACCAGCUGCUGGAGAUGGUUGAGAAUCUGCGCAGACAGAGAAUGCUGCAUCUGGCCAACCUUGCCAGGCCAUUGCGAAUGGUACUUGUGGGCAGAACGGGCACGGGGAAAAGUGCCACGGGAAACACCAUCCUGGGGGGAGAGUAUUUCCGCUCAGACCUCAGCAUGACCUCUGUGACAGAAGAAUGCCAGAGAAAGGAUGCCACUGUGCAAGGGCAGGAUCUGGUCUUGAUUGACACGCCAGGCCUGUUUGAUACAUCACUCUCCCAGGAAGUUGUGGAACGUGAGAUUGUUCGCUGCCUUACAUUUUGCUGCCCUGGGCCCCAUGUAGUACUGCUAACUGUGCGUGUCGGAGGAUCCACUGAAGAAGACUUGUGUAGCAUUGACUUGAUCGAGAAAUUAUUCCAGGAAGACGUCAGGCGCUACAUCAUUCUCAUCUUUACUCAUGCAGACCUGCUGGAUGGAACUCAAAUCCAGGACUUCAUCAGACAAGAACCGAGACUCCGGGAGCUUGUAGAGAGGUUUGAUGGUCGCUAUCUGGCCUUUAACAACAUGGAGACAGAAGACCACAGUCAGGUGUCCCAGUUGCUGGAGAUGGUUGGCAGCCUUCUGGCUUGCAAUGAGAACCAGCACUUCACCAACCGUUUCUCACUGGCGAUAGAGCGGGCUGUGGCUGAGCUGCUGUCAGAGGCUAAAUCUUCUAGGUUCCAGUACUUUUACAGAUGGUGCCAAAGUCAUCCUUUUAUCACAGCCUCCCUUAUAUUAGGGGCAGGAGUCGGGCUGACAAUGGGGGCUCCCUUAGUGAUAGGUGCCAUGGCCCCUGCAGCAGUUGAAGUUGGACUUGGAGUACAACUGGCUAAUCUCAUGUUAUCGAUUGGCCUGGACAGCGUAGCUAUAAAUGCCAUAAUGAUGAAGCUAGCAGCUAAUGGCAUAAUAGGUGGGGCAACUGGGACAGGGGCAGCAGGUUUAGCAGGGACAGUUGGGGCAGUGCUUACUGCUGCUACAAAGUGUAGUAUACAGUAGUCUUGUGAUGCUAUUAUGAACACAAAUGUUUUCAUUAUCAUUGUGGACAUACAAAGACAAUGUACAAUAUACAAAAACAGCAAAGAGAGGACGUGGUAAUAUACAAAUUGUAUACAUAAAUAACAUUAAAAUCACAAUACAAUCUUCAUAUUACAAUAUUAUACUGCAUGUUAUUGGUAAAGUGUAGAACAACAUUUAGUGCAAUCAGACUUUCUUGACAUAAUGUCUCUUUAUUAUUGGAAUUUAUGAAGUAAGAUAUGUAGACUGUACACAUAAACACAUAUUGCACAUAUAUGCCCAUUGUUUUUCAGUUGUAAUAAUAUCACUAUCUCUUAAAAGCUUUCAUAAUACCUGAAGGUUAAUCAUGAAAAUGCAUGUUACAUCAUCAUUAUUCACAUAAUAUGUACACUCAAAACUGGCACAUACUUUAUGUGUUUCUAUCAGGCUAAAUAGAAAGGUGAGUCUCUUUAUAAAUGUUAUAGUCAACACCAGAGCUGUGGACACAUUGGGGAUGGCAUGUCCAUGUUCAGUACACAUCAGAGAGACAUCAUCUAAACAAGCCAUUUGGAGCCAAAUUGCAUAAAUGAAGCAUAUUACAAGAGAAAUGGUACUCAUUAAAAGACCUUGAUCUUG
This is a messenger RNA of Alosa sapidissima (American shad), 2889 nucleotides long. RefSeq names its product GTPase IMAP family member 8-like. The coding region runs from base 664 to 2256 and encodes 530 amino acids. NCBI's taxonomy places the organism in Eukaryota, Metazoa, Chordata, Actinopteri, Clupeiformes, Clupeidae. The transcript is spliced from 2 exons. Gene Ontology annotation, molecular function: GTP binding. The record is from RefSeq and is a predicted model, not a curated record.